AUGGCCAAUUCAAAGCUCGAUAAGGUGAAGGUGUCCCCUUUUACUGAUGCUAUUCUAGCAGAGCAUCCUCCUGCCCGGUUUACCAUGCCAAAAAUCAAUCCGUACGAAGCAAAGGAGGAUGCAGUGUUGUUCAUCACCCGUUUUCGCCAGUUUAUGUCUCUGCACAAUUUCUCGGAUGCCAUCAUGUGUAAGAUCUUCCCUCUCGCCCUUACUCAGCCAAUUAUGGUGUGGUAUAAUCAGUUAAAACCACGAUCCAUUAAAUGCUUUGACGAACUGGAGCUUGAAUUCACCAAACGGUUCGUAACGAGCAGCAUACAACCAAAGACACUCUCAAUGCUCGUCAACAUGCGUAGAAAACUGGCAGAAACUUUGCACAUGUAUACCGAGCAAUAUUGGGAAGUUUGUAAUCUGAUUCCAGAUUGUAACCAGGCCGUAGCAGCGAAAUCCUUCAUGAACAGGUUAGAUCCAUCAUCCCCAAUGUUUCGCGACCUCUCCCGGAAUCCGCCGAGGAACAUGAGUGAGCUCAUGACUAUCAUCGAAAAAUACUGCAUGCAUGAGGAGGCAGUUGCGAGCAUGCUAAAUCGAAGACCUUCGACCCCACGAAGCUAUUCGUUGAUAACUCGGCUAUCAAGAAAUAGGUGGCUAAUGUCAAAAGCGGUGUGCAGGGUAGCGCUGUCAAUAAGCCUUUACCGAUUCCACAACCGCCGCAACCGCGACAAGCUCCACAAUAACAAUUCCGGUCACAAGCACGUCGGGAGCCACGGCCAGACGAGCAUACUGCCGAGACUACAGUCUUUGUGUGGACCAUUCAAACGCUACCUUGAGGAACUUACUGCUGCAGGACACUUAAAUCAAUGGAUUGACACUCGUCACACUCCGCUUCCACCUCUGCCUCCGGAGGGAGAAAGGACCGUUGGCAUUAUACAUGGGUUUGUUUCCCCAACAGAAGCCACCGAGCUACGCGCCAAGAUUGACAAAGCUAUAGCCGAACGAGUGGUAUGCUCCAUCAAUGCUUCGACAAAAAGAAAGUACAAAGAUCCGAAUGAUGAUUGGGUCCUGACCUUCACCAAAGCGAACUUUCAUGGCUUACGAUCACCCCAUACGGAUGCCUUGGUUGUUACUGUUUCAAUCGAUAGGUCUACCGUUCAGCGUGUAUUGAUCGAUCAAGGCAGUUCAGCUGAGGUGAUGUUUUAUUCCACCUACAAAAGUUUGGGGCUUGAGGCGUAUCAAUUGCAACCCGCUACAUCACCGCUCGUCAGUUUUACCGGCACUCCAGUUUGGCCUCUCGGAUUAAUCACCUUAUCCAUUCGCGCUGGUUCCUGA
Rhododendron vialii is the source of this 1323-nucleotide messenger RNA. RefSeq lists its product as uncharacterized. The transcript is spliced from 2 exons. NCBI's taxonomy places the organism in Eukaryota, Viridiplantae, Streptophyta, Magnoliopsida, Ericales, Ericaceae. The record is from RefSeq and is a predicted model, not a curated record. Bases 1 to 1323 code for a protein of 440 amino acids.